Diuraphis noxia (Russian wheat aphid) is the source of this 1169-nucleotide messenger RNA. RefSeq names its product high mobility group protein 20A-like. Gene Ontology annotation, biological process: regulation of gene expression. Gene Ontology annotation, cellular component: nucleus. The record is from RefSeq and is a predicted model, not a curated record. NCBI's taxonomy places the organism in Eukaryota, Metazoa, Arthropoda, Insecta, Hemiptera, Aphididae.
UAUUAUUUUGUCUUCAAUCUUCAUAAUUUUUGUACUGUUUAUGUCUGAUGACUGAAUGUCGUAUCCAGUUUCAACUAUAUUUUUUAUGGUGUUUUCAUGACCGAUCAAAUUUCUAUUACAGUAUAUUAGUAUUUCCAUUUUCCACUGUUCCAUCGUUAUAUCUUAAACAAUGUUAAAAUCAAUAGUUUUAGCCUUUUAAGUUUCUCAUGAUUAUUAUUUAUUAAUAUCCUCUGUUAAUUUAAAUUUUGAUGGAACAAAAACGUUGAAACACGCCGGCUCAUGCAUUUAAUAUUAAAGGAAAAUAAUCUACGUGAUUAAUUGCAAUGACCGAUUCUGUAAACACUGAGACUAUGAACAAAUCAGGUCAAGAGGAUGAGUUCAUUAAAAAUGGACUGUCAAAAAAAAUUGAUAAAAAUAAUGUAAAAUGUAAAAAACGUAAAAAGUGUUUACGUGACAAAACAGCUCCAAGGCCUCCACAUUCUGGAUACAUACGAUUUUUAAAUGAUAGGCGUGAACAAUUUCGUUCUGAAAAUCCCAAUUUACCAUUUGCUGAAAUAACCAAAGUAUUAGCUACUGAAUGGAACCAGUUGCCAACGGAUAAAAAACAAGUAAAGACUGAUUCAUACAGAAAUUUUAUCCAACACAAAUUGAAAAAAAAAAAAGUUAAUACUCCUAUCCAAAAAGAUCGAGGAUUAGAAAAAGAAAACCCAUUAAGUGAUAACAAUAAUACAGUGUGUAACAUACCUAUAUAUACUGAAGAAUUCCUAAAUUUCAAUAAAGCUAGAGAAAGUGAACUAAGGUACCUCCGUAAAACAGUAACUGACCAAGAACAAGAAGUAUUUGUCUUGGAUAAACAUAUUGGGAAUAUAAAUAAUGGAAUUAUAAAAUUAAAGGCUAACACUGAAAAACUCAAAGCUAGAUGUUCAAAAUAUGAACARUAUUUAAUUAAAUUAAGAUCUCAACUACUAGAUGCUUUAAAUAACAUUUCAUUUCCUGACAACACUGAGCCACCUACUAAUGAAACUAUUGACACAUACAUGGUUAAUUUAUUCACUAUUCUAACAACUGAUACUGGUAAUAACCCUUCCUGGAUUGCAAAUAUAAAAAAAAAUAUUUCUAAUUUGGAAUUUUAGUGUUAAAAUAAAAUUAURAUUUGAUUUACCAAUAUA